This is a messenger RNA of Triticum aestivum (bread wheat), 4096 nucleotides long. RefSeq names its product disease resistance protein RGA4. Bases 112 to 3705 code for a protein of 1197 amino acids. NCBI's taxonomy places the organism in Eukaryota, Viridiplantae, Streptophyta, Magnoliopsida, Poales, Poaceae. Gene Ontology annotation, molecular function: ADP binding. The transcript has 6 exons. Gene Ontology annotation, biological process: defense response to other organism. The record is from RefSeq and is a predicted model, not a curated record.
UGUUGAGUUGCUGAACCCAUUUUCUCUGUAUCCAGGCGAGGGAGAACAGUGAAGGCAAAAUUCAGUAUCAGUAAUGGUCUGAUCAAUCAAGAGGCAGGAGGUGGUGUGGAGAUGGCGGAAUUAGUCGUGGCUGCCAACCUGGCUGGCAGUGUGGCCAGCAGGAAUGCCCCUAAGCUCUGGGAUUACUUGGUACAAAAUCGCAAGCUGCGGGCAGAGCUGAAGCAUGACAUCAGUUACAUCAGAAGCGAGUCCUUGAUGAUUUCUGCUGCCAUUCAACAAGAUGGUGAUCGUCCACCGUGGAGCAGCAACCCCGUGCAUAAGGUCUGGAUCACUAUGGUGCGUGACUUGGCGUAUGAUAUCGAAGACUGCAUCGACCGCUUCACGCACCGCGUGACACUCAAGCCUGAUGUGUCAUGGAUCGUUAAGAAAUUUCACCGGAUGAAGACGAGGAGUGCCCGUAACAAGUUUGCUGCAGCAAUCCGUCGUCUCAGGAAGAAAUCCGAGGACGCAUCCAAGCUGAGAACAAGCUACAGCACCAGUGAGUAUGGCGGCGGAUCCAGCACCCUGGAGUCAGAGACACCAUCUGAUGACACGGACACCUCGGUGGCCGCCGUGGGUAUGGAUGUGCCCCACGACGAGCUCAUGGAGCUGAUAAGGGAAACGCCGCAAGGCCAACAACCCAUGGAGCUCAAGGUGAUCUCCCUUGUUGGGUUCGGUGGCAUAGGGAAGACUCUCCUCACCAAGCAUGUGUACAACACAACUGAGAGCGAAUACAAAGCACGGGCUUGGGUUUGUGCUGCAGAGAAAGGCUCAAGAGAUGUUCUCAAGGAGAUACUCUGGCAACUUGGAAUGCAUUCCACCAUUAGUAGUAGUAGUGGAAGUGCAGGCAACCCCUGCCGUCUCAGCAAUAACAUGCUCUGUGCAAGCCUAAGAGAGUGCCUUGGGACCAAGAGGUUUUUAAUUGUAAUUGAUGACAUGCGGAGAGACUUUUGGGUUGAUAUAAAAGAUGCUUUCCCUGUGGUUCCCGGGGUCAACAGUAGAGUUAUUGUCACAACAGCCACUCAGACCAUAGCAAUCAAAAGCAGCUGUCGUGAUGGUCAUGUGUACAUAAUGAGAACUCUUGCUGAGCAACACUCGAAACAAUUGUUCUUUGAGAAAGCUUCCUUGGUGUAUCCACCAACAGUCCGUGAUACGGAGCUAAGUUCAGAAGUAAUAAGGAAAUGUGAUGGUCUGCCCCUUGCUCUUAUUACCACAGCACGGUUGUUGCACGGUGAUCACAGACGGCGACAAUGGGCAGAUCUGGGAAAUAACCUUGGCAGCCAUCUGGAGACACAUCAUAUGUUAGCAAAUAUGAAGCGUGUGCUCGUCCGUAGCUACACCAACCUAAGCAAGCAAGAUAUCAAGAUCUGCUUGCUUUAUCUUGGUAUUUACCCAAGUGGUCGCCCAAUCAGGAGAGGAAGCCUGAUAAGGCGAUGGUCAGCCGAAGGUUUCAUCACAGCAGAGCCUAAACGCAGUGCCCUUGAGGUUGCUGUUGCCAGUUUCAAUGAGCUGGUCGACAAGAGCAUCAUCCAGCCUAUUGAUGCCAGCGGCAACGGCAGUGCAGAGGUGAAGACAUGCAAACCUCACAGUAUAAUGCUUGAGUUCAUUCUGCACAGAUCCAUGUCCGAGAACUUUGUUACCUUGUUAUAUGAUAAGGAUCCCCCACCUGGGAGUAAAAUUCGUUGGAUUUCUCUGCAGCAUAAAACUGAUGCAAGAUCCAAAAUGGAUCCAAAGGAUCUAAGUCUUGUCCGUUCUCUGACAAUCUUUGGUGAAGCGCACAAUUCAAUGUUGGACUUUUCCAAGUACAAACUGAUUAGAGUUUUGGAUUUAGAAGAGUGCGAUGAACACUUGGGAGACAAGCAUCUCAAGGAGAUAUGCAGCAACAUGUCGCUGCUCAGGUACCUAAGCCUCAGAGGUGCUACUAGAGUUACAGUUAUUCCAAAACAGAUCAAGAAGCUUCAACUUUUGGAAACACUGGAUUUAAGAGGAACCAGUAUAGAGAUUCUGACCAUAGAAGUCAUGGAAUUGCCAUAUUUAAUUCAUCUGUUUGGAAAGUUCAAGCUCCAACAAGAUGUAGGAAGCCGGAGAAUGAGUAAGCUACAGACUUGGCUGUCAGAGAGAAGUAAAUUGGAAACUUUAGCCGGAUUUGUUGUGGACAACAAUAGCCAAGGAUUCACACAGAUCAUGGAGCAUAUGAAGCACUUGACCAAGGUGAAAAUAUGGUGCGAGUUCACCGCACAUGACAGCAGCAACUCAAGACACCUCUCAAAGUCAAUCAAGGGGUUCAUCCAGAGCGGCACCGAUCUGAACAAAGCUCAUUCACUCUCACUGAACACCAAUGAUGAAUGGUGUCCAGACUUGUUGGAUUUCUCCUUGGAGAAGGAUUACUCCUACUACCUUAGCUCACUCAAGCUACAAGGGAACACCAUAUGUAGUCAGCUGCCUCUGUUUGUUACCAUGCUGGGUGGUCUCACUAAGCUGUGCCUGUCAUUCCUUGGUGAUCAUAAGCUGAGUGGUAACAUUCUUGAUGCCCUGAGCAGAGUGCGCGGCCUGGAGUACCUGAAGCUGAUUGCAACUCAACUGGACAAGCUCGGCAUCAGGCAAGGCCAUGCACUCAGAAGCCUGCGACACCUAUGUGUCGUGGCAGAAGUCGCAACCGAGCUGGAAAUACAAGAGGGAGCUCUGCCUCGCCUCGAGUUCCUCCGGCUGCUAUGUAAGGAUAUAAAUGGCUUUAGCCGCACAAUCCAGUCCCUGCCACGUCUUAAAGAGGUCGCCCUACCUGAUGCAGUGAGUGAUGAAACAAAACAGGAGUGGAAAGGAGCAAAAAAGAACCACCCCAGACGUCCCAAGCUCUUGUUUGUUGAGACUAAGCCGAUGGGAAGUGAGUCUGCUGCGGAAAUUAUCCCUGCAGAAACAACUACUGAUACAACAGUCGAAGAGGUUGAUGUGGAGAGGGAACCUGCAGCAGCAGCUACUGAUACGACGUUAUCAGUGACAACGCUGCCCAAUGUGACCACUAAAGAGACUGGUGUUACUUCUGGGAUGGUUGAUGAUCAGGAACUAAUGAAAAGCGAGCCUGCUGCAGAAGCUAGCCCUGCAGCAAUAGCUACUGAUACGACGGCCGACGAGGUUGAUGUCAAAAGUGCACCUGCGGAGAAUUUUGAGAGCCCUGUGCCAUCACCUACUGAUGCCAUUUCUACUGUACAAGUUGAUGGUGGUCAACAUGAUGAUGAACAAGGAAAAUAUUUUGCUAACACCAAGGAUGUAAAAUAUUUUGCUAAGAAACAUGGUCUGAGCGUUCAGGUGACAGAUCGGAUGAACAAGGGAAGUUCUAAAGAGGAGAUGGAAGGAAUGGCGGGUUUAGAGGAACCAAGGCCUACGAAACAAACAGCGUCUGCGGACGAGGUUGUCAUCGCUGGUGGCAAUUGGUGUCUUUCGCCAAAGAAGUCGACAGGGGAUGUUGGUGCCUUGACUAGGUUAAUCUUGCUCAGGACAGGGCUGGAGUAUGCUUUGAGUAUCAGCUCUCUUGUUGAGCCUUUGGACAUUGUGUUAUUAAUUUCGGAUGCGCUAAUGGUGGAUUCUCAGGUGCUGGGUGUGCCAGACAAGUACGGAUAUGAGGAGUCGUCUCCUGAAGUUGAUGAAGUGGUUCUCAUAAGUUUGUCCUGAAUGCACAUGAAUUCCUAUUUGGUGGAUUUCUGCUGUCCUGUGACAGAGUCCACCAUGUAUGUUAUCGGACAUAUAUCUCGUCCAAAUGCAUAAAUAGAAAGCCCAUAAGGAACAAAAGAACCUGAACCUAAGUUCAUUUCGGACCUGAACCUGAACCUAGGUUCAUUUGGUGGCUUUCUGAUAAGUUCAUUUGGAACGAGUAACUACCACAGAUCACAUGUAUGUCCCGUUUGAUUGUACAUGAAAACUGUCAUAAGUUACAUGCUUAUCAUCCUUAUUUUUGUUGUGCUGAUUGUGUAGCGAGCCAUUGGUUUCCACGAGUGUGAUCAAGAAAUCACCCCUUUUCAGAAAAAUAUAUAACUUGAUGAUGUACUCCCUCCGUUCCGAAAUA